This is a messenger RNA of Podarcis raffonei (Aeolian wall lizard), 1252 nucleotides long. RefSeq names its product dual specificity protein phosphatase 13-like. NCBI's taxonomy places the organism in Eukaryota, Metazoa, Chordata, Lepidosauria, Squamata, Lacertidae. Gene Ontology annotation, molecular function: MAP kinase phosphatase activity; protein tyrosine/serine/threonine phosphatase activity. Gene Ontology annotation, cellular component: cytoplasm. The record is from RefSeq and is a predicted model, not a curated record. Gene Ontology annotation, biological process: protein dephosphorylation; negative regulation of MAPK cascade. The transcript is spliced from 5 exons. The coding region runs from base 367 to 960 and encodes 197 amino acids.
GGGCAGAGAGAAGAGGCCGUCAAAUUUGAGAUGGUCUCGAACAGCUCAGCGCAUGACGCAGAUGCAAAGCGGCCCACGCUGCUUGAAGCGAGGCUUAAAACCGCAAGCACUUAAAAUAACAGAGUAUCAGCAACUUAAUCCACAAGCUCGCAGAGGAGGCGCGCUGUUUAUCCCCGUGUUGGACAUCGGUGACUAAGAAAAGAAACAGAGCGAGGAGGAGGAGGAAGGCCGGGAACACAUCACUCACAGUGAACACAAGGAAGCCCCGAAGAGAGUCCAAGGAACUUGCAGAAAGAAGACAGAAUAUUAAGUCACAAAGAGGCCAUUUUAGUUACAUCUGAAGCUCAUGAAAGCACAAAAGCAGGUAUGAGCCAUGCUGGAAACGGCUCCUCCAUGAAUCAAAACUCGGAAAGUCGAAGCCGUUAUGAGACACCAGCACUUUCUGAAUUGCAGAGGCUAGUUUGGAGCAGAGGAGGAUCCGACAACCAUGUGGAUCAAGUGUGGCCAAACCUCUACCUUGGAGACGCAUGGGCAGCUCGAAGCAAAGCCAUUCUGCAGAGCCUCGGCAUCACCCACAUCCUCAACGCAGCAGACGGGCCAUACAACAUCAACACAGGCGCUCGAUAUUACAGAGAUCUGCCAGUCGUGUACUACGGGGUGCAGGCGUUUGACGACACCUCGUUUGAUAUCAGCGUCUUCUUCCAGGAUGCUGCGAAUUUCAUCCACAAUGCCUUGAAGGCUACAGGAGGCAAGGUAUUUGUCCACUGUGCCAUGGGGUUAAGCCGCUCAGCCACUUUAGUGCUGGCUUAUUUGAUGAUCCAUGAAAACCUGACACUCGUGGAGGCCUUAAAAUCGGUGGAUUCAAACCGAGGGAUCUGCCCAAACACAGGGUUCCUCAUCCAGCUACGAGCCCUGGACAUCAGAUUAAAUAAUGAGAAGAGAGGUGCCUUGGCACUCUGAGGAAAACAUAGUCAUGCAAGCCCUAUAAAGACAGGCAAUGAUGCAGCACCAACGCUCAAUUUGGAAUAACUACUUCAAAACUGCAAAGCUUUUACUUCAAUCCCACACAACACGCUAGAUGGCCAGUGUCCUGCACUUCUAGGUAUGCAUGAUAAAUGAUGGCUCCUCGAUAGAGUACAACAUUGGUUUGCUGGACUUGAGUGGGAUCACACUGGUUAUUUAGGGAUCCCAUAUUUUGAAGAGUGAAAAAGAGGACACAUUUGCUGGCACCUGGGGCAGGGGGCGAGGAGGG